This is a messenger RNA of Zeugodacus cucurbitae (melon fly), 921 nucleotides long. RefSeq names its product mediator of RNA polymerase II transcription subunit 21 (gene MED21). Lineage: Eukaryota; Metazoa; Arthropoda; Insecta; Diptera; Tephritidae. The transcript is spliced from 2 exons. Gene Ontology annotation, biological process: regulation of transcription by RNA polymerase II. Gene Ontology annotation, molecular function: transcription coregulator activity. The record is from RefSeq and is a predicted model, not a curated record. The coding region runs from base 121 to 546 and encodes 141 amino acids. Gene Ontology annotation, cellular component: mediator complex.
UACAAUACUCGCGUUUGAACACGGACUUGCUGAAUGCAGGAUACUAGUAUAGCUAUUAGUCAAAGUUAAAAUAUCGAUAAAUUUCUCACAUUUUUAUUAUUUACUUCGAAUAACGUAAACAUGUCUGACCGCUUAACUCAACUCCAGGACACUGUCAAUCAACAAGCUGAGCAUUUUUGCAACGCUAUUGGCAUAAUUCAACAGACAUCGUAUCCAAGCAAGUUUUUAAAUUUUGAUCGUAUGGGAUCACAAACUCCCAUUAGAUCAAACACGCAAGAAGAUUACGCUCAACUUUUUGCCCAACUCAUUUCUCGUUGUGCAAAAGACAUAGAUACCCUAAUUGAGUCAUUACCAAAUGAAGACAGUUCCACGGAGCUUCAACAUCAAAGCCUCAGAAGACUAGAGAUUGAAAAUCAGGAAUCUGCCAAAAGGCUUGAAGAAAUUGUUCAAAAUGGCGAACUUUUACUUGAAAAUAUACAAAUAGCACUUGAAGAUAUUGCUCAGGCUCAAUUAGAAAUGCAUGUUACGUCUACACAUCGUUUCUAAGUUAUAAAUUGUUAGUUGGCAAAUUUUUCAACGUGAAUAUCUCCAAAGAAAAUAUUGUAAAUGAGUUCUUGAUAUUUAAUAAUUAAAUGUUUACAAACAAUGCAAUUUAAUAUAAAAAGGUUGGUUUUAGUAUAAGAUUCCACGAUUUCUGGAUUAUAAUAGUUGUGGUCGAAUAGAGGAGAUUCUCCAGAAUAAGAAUAUAUGAAUAUGGCCAAUAUCCAUUAACGUUUAAAAAUUAACAACAUUUAAAUUGUUAUUUCUCGAUUUAUAUUGAUUUUUUAUUUCUAUUAUACAAUUUUUUAACAUUAAUACUUUCCACAUGUAUAUUAGUUAUUACGAUAUUUGCUGUAAAUAAAUAUUUAAUAUUUUAAACAA